Suillus subalutaceus is the source of this 1178-nucleotide messenger RNA. RefSeq lists its product as uncharacterized. The record is from RefSeq and is a predicted model, not a curated record. Lineage: Eukaryota; Fungi; Basidiomycota; Agaricomycetes; Boletales; Suillaceae. Bases 379 to 1035 code for a protein of 218 amino acids. The transcript is spliced from 4 exons.
CCCUUUGCUAUCGACUUCAGCCAAGAGUAAGGACGUCUGGUCCCCAUAGACUUAGCCAUAUCGGCACCUGUCAUAAAAGCAGUAGUCAUUCCUUUCUCAAUCAUUAACGAUCUUCCCCCCGAAACAAUAUCUGGUUUGGACCACUCCCCACAGCGGCACUACAAUAAAGAAGGUUUGUCUUACCUGCACCGAACACCAGUGGAUCAAGCGUCGGUAUUUAUUUCAGGCUCGUCUACAACAGCACUCUCAAAUUCACCCACUCUGUCUUUCCGUGACGCUCUUUCUUCCUUUGAUGGUCAGGAAGAUGGAUCUGCAGUGGAUAGUCCCGUCUCGUCAUCUUCGUCGCGGGAACCGUCUCUAGAUGUCUCAGCAGAUGGCAUGGAUGUUGAGUUUGCAGACCCAUCCAUGGAGUCCGUCGUACUUUCAGAGGAGUCCGUUCCGCGACGUACUUUACGGAAACGAGUCAUAACCAGCAAGGGAUCAUCAUUGCGAUUCAAGCCCGCUUCCGUUUCUGCCAUCACAUCACGUCAUGGGACUACUUCUGAAGACAAUCUCAAGAAGAAAGCAUAUAAACAAGCAUUUUUACAAUCUGCGGCUCGUGCUCAAAGCGAGAGAGAGACUAGAGUACGGGAGCUGAAGAAACGCGCGUUGGCAAUCACAUCUACUGGAAAGACUCCCGCAACCUCACGCCAACGCCUCGUAAUGCAGAUGGUUUAUGAUGAGAUUACCCCGUACCCUGACGAAGCUUGGGUGUCCCAGCUGGGCGUCAUCAUAAACAGGGAAUAUCACCAAGUUAAGAAUUGCCCGCCUGCUCCUGCCAGUCUCGAAGCAUCUUUAUGCAAGAUCAUAUGCGACGGACGUGAUUUGCGCUUGCGCACUGCCGCACUGAAUUCAUGCAGGGCGGAAGAUUGGUCUGAUACCUUCUUUGAUGAAGUAGUCAUGAUUUACAAUUUCCGUCUUCUUGCAAAGCACAGUCAAGAAGAGGCAAUGGCAGCUCUCGUUGAAUCUGAGCCUGAUGUGGCUAUACCCUCAUAGCCAACCACUGUCUAUCACCUUUCAUCUCAUAUCAUCCGUCACUCUUACUUUAUGUAUCUCAGACGCUUUCUGUACUUUCUAAUCGUGGGUAUACGUACCUGUUAUCGUAUGGUCACCGUUAAUGAUAAUCAACAACCAAUCAU